AUCUCAACUUACAUCAAUGUAUCUCAAGUCGUCACAACCCGCUAACUUCAAUAUACAUGUAUCUACUCAAUUAACAUAAUGGCAAGCGCAAUUGGGAGAAUAAGAGCUUCUCAGCUCAUCCGUCAAAUUAGGCACUUUAGCUCCAGCUCGGCUCGACAUGCAGCUGAGGUGAAGAGCUUAGGCGUCAUAGGCGCGGGUCAAAUGGGCCUAGGUAUCGCUUUGGUCGCCGCUCAGAGAGCUGGUAUUCCUGUUACACUUGUAGACUCUUCAAAAGCCUCACUUGACAAGGGAAUUGGGUUUGCAGAGAAGUUAUUGUCUAAAGAUGUUUCUAAGUCGCGGAUCACACAAGAGCAAGCGGAUGAGGCAAGGUCUCGGCUCUUACCUACCACAGCUAUCGAAGAGCUCUCGAAGGUUGAUUUUGUAAUUGAGGCCGUGCCGGAGAUUCCGCAGCUGAAAUUUGACAUAUUCGCCAAACUUGCUGAAAUAUGUCCGAAGCACGCUAUCCUAGCAACCAACACAUCGUCCAUCUCCAUCACGAAGAUCGCCGCAGCGACUACUAAGGACCCCACCGACACAUCGGCAAGUUCUCGCGUAGUAUCGACUCACUUCAUGAACCCCGUACCCAUCCAGAAGGGUGUCGAGAUCAUUAGCGGGUUACAGACAAGCGCCGAGACCCUCGAGACUGCUGUUGCCUUCUGUAAGGCCAUGGGGAAGAUUCCCUCCGUAUCUGCGGAUUCCCCGGGGUUCUUGGCGAACCGGAUCCUAAUGCCGUAUAUCAACGAAGCGGUGAUAUGCCUGGAAACUGGCGUUGGCGACCGAGAUGCUAUCGAUGCCAUCAUGAAGAACGGCACGAACGUACCGAUGGGGCCGCUCCAGCUAGCCGACUUUAUUGGACUUGACACAUGCUUAGCUAUCAUGAAAGUCCUUCACCAGGAGACAGGAGACUCAAAAUACCGACCGAGUGUGCUUCUUGCUAAGAUGGUAGAUGCUGGCUGGCUGGGGAAGAAGAGCGGUAAGGGGUUUUAUGACUAUUAAAUGAGUAGGAUUUAAAGGUCAUGGCAUUAUAUAUUUAUGUUGGCUCAGCAUAUGGUUACGGGUUUUGUGAUAUCAAUACGUAAGUACAUAUCUACCGGAAGGGGGAUUUUCAUCCACAUAUCACUACAGAAGCGGAUAUCGGAAGGCGAAGAGUCCCGAGAACUAGUUGGCUGAAGUUGAGAUUAUCAUAAGAAAAUAUACCAAUGGAAGAGGUUAUUUACCUAAGUACCUAUUCAUAGACAUCAAAAAGUAUGCCCAGCUGCGUCGAUGUUGAAAGGCGUGUAUCGCUAUUCGUUACCGGAA
Messenger RNA from Daldinia decipiens, 1338 nucleotides. Its product is annotated as 3-hydroxyacyl-CoA dehydrogenase. The transcript has 3 exons. Gene Ontology annotation, molecular function: oxidoreductase activity, acting on the CH-OH group of donors, NAD or NADP as acceptor; NAD+ binding. The record is from RefSeq and is a predicted model, not a curated record. NCBI's taxonomy places the organism in Eukaryota, Fungi, Ascomycota, Sordariomycetes, Xylariales, Hypoxylaceae. Bases 79 to 1035 code for a protein of 318 amino acids. Gene Ontology annotation, biological process: fatty acid metabolic process.